AUGAAGGGGGGACUCAACAGAGUAAAGGCAGCAGAUAUCGAAUUGAAGGACGAUCCAAGUUGCAUAGACUCGAUCAUAUUCAACGAUAUGGAGAUGGGAGGAGAGAACUACAGUGUGCUUGACAAUGCGGAUGCAAGUUUCCUUCGCAGUUUUCCCGAUUCCGGAGAUGGCAGUCUGAGCUACACGGGUGCCAACGAGACCCCCUUCCAGGAGCUGAGCGGCGAAGACGCGAAGCGCACACCAGAAAUGGAACUUAUCCUGGAAGACCAUUUCGAAGCCCGACGAAGUGACAACCUUUUCGAGGUGCACAUAUUUAAGGAGAGUCAGAGUGGGCAGCUGGCCGAGACUCCCGUGGGACAUUUAGAAAGAGAAAAGGAGGAGUCUCCCAAAGGUGUCGUGGUUAACUCAGUUGGAGAUACUUGCGUGGUUAACUCAGUUGGGGAUACUUGCGUGGUUAAGUCAGUUGGUGAUUCUCGCGUGGUUAACUCAGUUGGUGAUUCUCGCGAGGUUAACCACAUGGGGGACGAUCACGUGGUCAGCCAUGUUGGGGACACCCGCGAGGUCAGCCACGCUGGUCAGCUGGACCAUCUUAACAUCCUUUGCGACGUCGACCCAUGUGUGCAUCAAAAGAGGAACGCUUUUAGGUGAAUGCCCUACGACGAGUGCGCCCUGACGAACGGCUUCUUCGACACGAUAGAAAAUAUUAACACAAAGGUGGUGGAAAAAUACAAAAACUUGAAAGGAGUUUCAGAAAAUUUAAUCGGGAUUGUUACGAAGUCUGACUUCGAGCAUAGGAUAGACGAACUGCUCAGAUUCAGCGAGAGGAACUCUGUGCUCAUCGAGGAGUUCCGCAAGCAAAGUGAGGAGUGCAUUCGUCGGUGCCGCAAGUUUGAGACGUCGUCUGAGCAGCUCGUCGGAGAAUGUAUUGAUACUUUAGCAAAUAGCAGCAUCUGUUACGCAGAGUGGAGCGAACCGGGGGAGCGCGGAAAGGGCACGACGUCCCGGAUGUUGCUCAUAGAGGUGAGAAACAUAACAAGCCUAUCCAAGCCAAGACCAAACCCCGCAUGA
Messenger RNA from Plasmodium cynomolgi strain B, 1068 nucleotides. RefSeq lists its product as hypothetical. Lineage: Eukaryota; Apicomplexa; Aconoidasida; Haemosporida; Plasmodiidae. The transcript is spliced from 7 exons. The coding region runs from base 1 to 648 and encodes 215 amino acids. The record is from RefSeq and is a predicted model, not a curated record.